AAUUUAGAUUCUUGAACUUGCAAUUUUUGUUAAGCUUCAAGUUUUAAUGGGGAUUAGCCCAUCGAAAAAGGCCCACAAAGUGGUGUCAUUGAUCACAGGCGGCUAUGCUGCUCGGCGGAGCGGACCUCUAAACCCCCAACAUAGAUGAAGUCGUUUAUGCAAUGCCCUCUCUCUCUUCCCCAACUCUCAGACUCAUUCACGAAACGUUUCGCUCCAGACCCAGCAACAAACGCUCAUUCUCAACCCAACCUUGCAUUGUCCAAUCAAUCUUCAACCUCGCUUCCCAAGGUCACCUCUCCCAAGCCAUUUCUUCUCUCGAGCUCUUAGCUCGCAAAGGCCUCCGCUUGCCUUUGAAUUCUCUCAACUAUCUCUUGCAACAGUGCGCAAACGCCAGGUCUCUUAGAGAAGCCAAAUGGGUUCAUCUCCAUUUGAAGCUCACGGGUCUAAAGCACCCCACUACGUUUUUAUCGAACCAAUUGAUAGGUACUUACUUCAAAUGUGGCGACGAAGUUGAAGCACGCAAGGUGUUUGAUAAAAUGUCUGUGAGGAAUUUGUACAGCUGGAACAAUAUGCUUUCUGGGUAUGCUAAAAUGGGGAUGAUUAAGCCAGCUAAGAAGUUGUUUGAUAAAAUGCCCGAGAAGGAUGUUGUGUCGUGGAACACUAUGGUUAUUGCUUAUGCAAAGAGUGGGCAUUCUGAUGAGGCUUUGAGGUUUUAUAGGGAGCUUAGGAGACUGUCUAUUGGGUAUAAUGAGUUUAGUUUUGCUGGUGUUUUGACGGUUUGUGUGAAGUUAAAGGAAUUAGAGCUUGCUAGGCAGGUUCAUGGGCAGGUUUUGGUUGCUGGGUUUUUGUCAAAUGUGGUGAUUUCUAGUUCUGUUGUUGAUGCUUAUGCAAAGUGUGGGGAGAUGGGAGAUGCAAGGAGAAUUUUUGAUGACAUGAGUGUAAGGGAUGUCCUUGCUUGGACAACUCUAGUUUCAGGAUAUGCUAAAUGGGGGGAUAUGGAAUCAGCUAGUGAAUUGUUUGAUCGAAUGCCUGAGAAAAACCCUGUAUCAUGGACAGCAUUGAUUGCUGGCUAUACAAGAAAUGCUCUGGGGCAUGAAGCGCUUGAAUUGUUUACGAAAAUGAUGACACUUCAAGUUAGACCUGAUCAAUUCACAUUUAGUAGUUGUCUUUGUGCUUGUGCCAGUGUAGCUUCACUCAAGCAUGGGAAACAGUUACAUGCGUAUUUGCUACGAACUAAUUUUAGGCCUAAUACUAUAGUUGUGAGCUCUCUCAUUGACAUGUAUUCAAAAUGUGGGUGUUUGGAAACUGGCAAAUUGGUUUUUGAUCUUAUGGGUGAUAAGCGAGAUGUUGUGUUGUGGAAUACAAUGAUGUCUGCCUUAGCGCAGCAUGGUCAUGGUGAGGAGGCAAUGAAGAUGUUCAAUGACAUGGUAAGAUCAGGCUUGAAGCCAGAUAGGAUCACAUUUGUUGUAAUUCUCAAUGCCUGUAGUCAUUCAGGUCUUGUGUCAGAAGGGCUUAAGGUUUUCAAUUCCAUGAUGUGUGACCAUGGCAUUGUUCCUGAUCAAGAACAUUAUGCAUGCUUAGUUGACAUCUUGGGCCGAGCUGGAUGUUUUGACGAGUUGAUGAAACAGCUUGAGAAGAUGUCUUGUAAGCCUGGUGAUCAAGUUUUGAAUGCCUUAAUUGGUGUUUGUCGAAUUCAUGGAAAUAUAGAGUUGGGAAGAAAAGCGGCGGAAUGCCUCAUCGAAUUGGAACCCCAAUCCUCUGCUCCCUAUGUUUUACUUUCAAGUAUAUAUGCUGUGCUUGGAAGAUGGGAGUUGGUAGAGAAGGUGAGAAAGCUUAUGGAUGAGAGACAAGUAAGGAAAGAGCGUGCCGUCAGUUGGAUAGAAAUUGAAAAUAAGGUGAAUGCUUUCACAGUAGCAGAUAGAUUUCACCCUCUGAAAGAAGUAAUAUACUCAGUUUUGGAACAUUUAACUGGACAGAUGGAAGAAGAUCCUUUGUUACUUGAUGCCGAAAGGUAAAUUUCAUCUAUUUUGUCCUCUGUUGAGUGGUUUCUAGGGGGACCAACGGAAAUUAUAUUUGUAGUCAACUCCAUAACUUGUAACAUUUUUCUGUACCCUUCACAAGUUGGCCUUCGAUCCGGAUUAGAUUCUAUACAAUUGAAUCUCCACACUGAAAUACUUGUGAAAUUUUAUUCCAAAAAUCAGAUAGUUGUCUCCAGGGAAGAUAUUUUGCUUCCUUUUGUAUCAUUAUUUUGUCUCAGUGAUUCUUGAAUAAAACUGAUAAAGAGCUUUGUGAA
Messenger RNA from Quercus lobata, 2293 nucleotides. Its product is annotated as pentatricopeptide repeat-containing protein At2g21090-like. The transcript has a single exon. Bases 162 to 2015 code for a protein of 617 amino acids. NCBI's taxonomy places the organism in Eukaryota, Viridiplantae, Streptophyta, Magnoliopsida, Fagales, Fagaceae. Gene Ontology annotation, biological process: RNA modification. The record is from RefSeq and is a predicted model, not a curated record. Gene Ontology annotation, molecular function: protein binding; RNA binding.